This is a messenger RNA of Scedosporium apiospermum, 816 nucleotides long. RefSeq lists its product as uncharacterized. The transcript has 2 exons. Bases 1 to 816 code for a protein of 271 amino acids. The record is from RefSeq and is a predicted model, not a curated record. Gene Ontology annotation, molecular function: enoyl-CoA hydratase activity. Gene Ontology annotation, cellular component: mitochondrion. Lineage: Eukaryota; Fungi; Ascomycota; Sordariomycetes; Microascales; Microascaceae. Gene Ontology annotation, biological process: fatty acid beta-oxidation.
AUGGCUACCAAAAUCGCUCCGCCUUCUACUAAAUACUGCAUCAUCUCGUUUCCAUCUCCGGGCAUACUCCUUGUUCUAAUCAACCGGCCGAGAAGCCUCAAUGCCCUGAACAUCGAGGCAAGUUAUGAACUAGACGCCGUGUUCCGGUGGUUCGAUGAGGAGCCCAGCUGUCGUGUGGCAGUAUUGAGUGGCGUUGGGAAGGCGUUCUGCACGGGAGCCGAUUUGAAAGAAUGGAUGGCCAACAACAAAUCCGGCAUCCGCAUGACCUUUCCUCCGGCCGGCUUCGGCGGCAUCUCCCUCCGCCAGGGCAAGAAACCCAUCAUUGCCGCCGUUAACGGCCCUGCGUACGGUGGCGGAUGUGAGAUGGUUGUCAACUGCGACCUGGUCAUCGCCGACGCCGACGCCACCUUCUCCCUUCCCGAGGUGCGCCGCGGCGUGACGCCUUUCGGGGGUGCACUACCCCGACUCGUACGCACGGUGGGGAGGCAGCGGGCGACAGAUAUGGCGCUGACCGGGAGGAUCGUCUCGGCCGAGGAAUUCAAGGAUUGGGGUGUGUGCAAUUGCGUGGUGCCCCGCGGGCAGAGCGUGGAUAAGGCUCUAGAAUAUGCGCGUAAGAUUUCAGGAAAUAGCCCCGAUGCAGUAAUCAUUACGCGAGAAGGGUUGAAGAUGGGGUGGGAGGCUUUAGGAGUGUCUGAUGGAAACCGACUGUUUGCCGAUGGGUGGAGUAAUCGGAUCUACGAUGGCCCCAACAUGCAGGAGGGGUUGGAUGCAUUCACAGAGAAGAGGGAGCCACGGUGGAAGGAUAGCAAGCUAUAG